Messenger RNA from Lipotes vexillifer (Yangtze River dolphin), 1449 nucleotides. It is a transcript of the gene SUGCT, whose product is annotated as succinyl-CoA:glutarate-CoA transferase. The coding region runs from base 1 to 1449 and encodes 482 amino acids. The transcript has 14 exons. The record is from RefSeq and is a predicted model, not a curated record. Gene Ontology annotation, molecular function: succinate-hydroxymethylglutarate CoA-transferase activity. Gene Ontology annotation, cellular component: mitochondrion. Lineage: Eukaryota; Metazoa; Chordata; Mammalia; Artiodactyla; Lipotidae.
AUGGCGCGUUCUCCCGCCGGAACUGUCGAGACCAACCGUUCACAGACACUUGGUGGUCCUUCACCAAAACAGUCCUCCGCCCGCCAGCACCAUAGACUACAUUGGUUCCGGCCUCACAAAGGUUCCUCUGGGGCGUCUCGCGGGCUUUGGUUGCCACUGACUGACGUACUAGCCGCCUGCCGAACGGAUGGAGGGGGGCCUGGAGAGCUCGGCAGGGGCGGGGACCGAGGUGUCCGCGGGCGCCCCCAGUGGCUGCGGGUCGCGAGCGCACUUCGUUCUCCACUCACGCAGGGAAGGAGGAUUUCAGAGGGCUUCGCGAUGCUGGCGACGCUGGCGACGCUGGCGAGGGUCGCGGCUCUGCGGAGAACCGGCCUUCUGUCCCGCCGGGGCGGCGGGAGGGGGCUGUGGACCGGCCGCCCGCAGUCAGAUACCGACAAUAUGAAGCCAUUGGAGGGUGUAAGAAUUCUGGAUCUAACAAGAGUACUGGCGGGACCUUUUGCUACUAUGAAUUUAGGAGAUCUUGGAGCAGAAGUUAUAAAAGUGGAAAGACCAGGAGCCGGUGAUGAUACACGAACUUGGGGUCCACCUUUUGUGGGGACAGAAAGUACUUAUUUUCUCAGUGUUAACCGAAAUAAAAAAAGUAUAGCUGUUAAUAUCAAGGAUCCAAAAGGGGUGAAAAUCAUCAAAGAGCUUGCAGCUGUUUGUGAUGUAUUUGUGGAAAACUAUGUCCCUGGCAAAUUGUCUGCAAUGGGGCUGGGCUAUGAAGAUAUAGACGUGGUAGCGCCUCACAUGGUCUACUGUUCCAUCACAGGGUAUGGUCAGACAGGUCCACUGUCUCAGCGAGCUGGGUACGAUGCUGUUGCCUCUGCUAUUUCUGGUCUGAUGCACAUCACAGGGCCUGAGGAUGGAGAUCCAGUUCGUCCAGGAGUGGCCAUGACUGAUCUUGCCACUGGCCUUUAUGCAUAUGGAGCCAUUAUGGCUGGAUUGAUACAAAGAUAUAAAACCGGAAAAGGACUGUUCAUUGAUUGUAACCUACUGUCAUCCCAGGUGGCAUGUUUGACUCACGUCGCUGCAAAUUAUCUUAUUGGCCAAGAGGAAGCGCGCCGCUGGGGCACAGCUCACGGAAGUAUUGUUCCUUACCAGGCUUUUAAAACCAAGGAUGGAUAUCUCGUAGUUGGAGCAGGAAAUAACCAACAGUUUGCUACUGUGUGCAAGAUCUUGAAUUUGCCUGAACUGAUUGAUGAUUCCAAGUAUAGAACUAACCACCUUCGGGUACAGAAUAGAAAAGAGCUUAUUAAAAUACUAUCGACACGGUUUGAAGAAGAAAUGACCAGCAAGUGGUUACACCUCUUCGAAGGCAGUGGAGUCCCGUAUGGCCCAAUUAACAACAUGAAGAAUGUGUUUGCAGAACCCCAGUGUGGGUCUGAAAUAAAAAUAAUCAGAAUUUAG